Messenger RNA from Symbiodinium sp. CCMP2592, 234 nucleotides. NCBI's taxonomy places the organism in Eukaryota, Dinophyceae, Suessiales, Symbiodiniaceae. The record is from the annotation of a GenBank genome assembly.
AUGCGUGGACCCAACUUACCUGGCAGGACCUUCAAGGGAGGAUUUCUGACAGCACCGCAUUUGGGGACGCCAUCGCGUCUGAUCGUGUUGGAGGACGCUACCCCUGAUCCUAGCUCCAUAUCGAUCAUUAAAAUCGAUGACUCUGUGUGUCAGGAUCCGCCAGCCGGCGUCAAAGCACUUUCAGAGACCGAGCAGGCCAACCACCCUGCCUGCUCGACGCAGAUUACAGCCUGA